UGAGUGACGGCGGCGGCUCGGCGGGGCCCCGUGAGGAGAAGGAGGCGGCGGCGGCCGCCAUGGAGUCGGUGCGGGCGCAGCGGCUGCAGCCGGGGGUGGGGACGCUGCGCUCCCUGCGGGCCGGCCUCGCCGGGGCCUCGGCGGGGCCUCCGCCGCCUCCUCCCCCGCCGUUGCCCUCGGCCUUGGGGCUGCAGGGCCCCGCCGCGCUGUCCCAGCCCCCCCCGGCCGGCGCCGGGCCGCCCGCCGUGCUGAGGGAGGCGGUGGAGGCGGUGGUGAGGAGCUUCGCCAAGCACACGCAGGGAUACGGCCGCGUGAACGUCGUGGAGGCCCUGCAGGAGUUCUGGCAGAUGAAGCAGUCGCGGGGAGCCGACCUGAGGAACGGGGCGCUGGUGGUGUACGAGAUGGUGCCUUCCAGCAGCCCCCCCUACGUCUGCUACGUCACGCUGCCGGGGGGCAGCUGCUUCGGCAGCUUCCAGUUCUGUCCGACCAAGGCCGAAGCCCGGAGGAGCGCCGCGAAGAUCGCGCUGAUGAACUCGGUGUUCAACGAGCACCCCUCGCGGCGCAUCACGGACGAGUUCAUCGAGAAGAGCGUCUCGGAGGCGCUGGCGUCCUUCAACGGCAAUCGGGAGGAGGCUGACAACCCCAACACCGGGAUCGGCGCCUUCCGCUUCAUGCUGGAGUCCAACAAGGGGAAAUCCAUGCUGGAGUUCCAGGAGCUGAUGACGGUUUUCCAGCUGCUGCACUGGAACGGCAGCCUGAAGGCCAUGCGGGAGAGGCAGUGCUCGCGGCAGGAGGUGCUGGCCCACUACUCCCACCGCGCCCUGGACGACGACAUCCGCAACCAGAUGGCCACGGACUGGGUGAACCGGGAGCAGAGCAGCCCGGGGGCCCUCUCCAGAGAGCUGGCUUCGACCGAGAGGGAGCUGGACGAGGCGCGCCUGGCUGGCAAGGAGCUGCGUUUCCACAAGGAGAAGAAAGACAUCCUGAUGCUGGCGGCCGGCCAGCUGGGGGGCGCGCACCCCUCCAGCUGCUAGGCUCCCGUACGCGGGGUGCUCCUCGCCCCCCGACCCCGCUAACGCCCCCGCGCGGACCGGGGUCCGUCGUCGCGGGUCCCUUAGAGCAUGUAAGGCCUCUUCCCGUUUGCACAUUUUGCAGAAAAACCAAGCGAAAACGCCCCCGUACGGAUUUUUCUACCUUGUAGCGCUUGGCUUCUAGACCUGCUCCGGAGUUGAGGAGCUCCUCCUGUCCCCUUUUGUUUUUGUUUUUGUUUUUAAGGAAGCGGCCUUCCAGCGCUAACGCUAACACUUUCUGUCGGUACUGCGGGGGCGUGGCGCUGCCUCCACAAAGCUUCUGUUCCUCGGAGCUGCUGCGGGCCGUGCGCACCUGCCUCUGCCUUUUGCCUCUGCAUUAACGGGGUUUUUGCCAAAAACUCCCUCCUGCUGAGCGCAGCAACGGGCGCUCCCCGUAACGCCGCGCCGCGAGCUGCGUGGGGAGUGCUCCCAAGCACCCAGCAGGGAUUUAGAAGCGAGAUUUUGGUCGGGCCAGGUUGGGAGGCUGGCAGUCGGUGCAGAAUUGGACCCGCCGGAGCCUCCUGCUGGGCCCUGGGUCCUUACGGGGGCGCUGCAGCGCCGCCCCGAGUGCCCGCAGCGGCGUGACGGUCGGUUUGGCUGGCAGCGGGGCGGUGGAGCCGUGUGGAGGAGAGAAGAAUUAGGGAAAACCUUGCGAGAAACGGGGGCUGGACGCGCUGUUCGCUCCCGAGCAGCUUCCCAGCAGGCUCGGCCUUUCCAAGGCAGGUUCCCAAAGCCCUGCCGGAGCUUCAGAGCCAGCCAGCGGCGAGAGGGAAACAACCAAGCCUUGCCGAAAGGAGGCCCCAGGGUGCACUAUUCUUUUUUAAUUCCUUUCCAUAUACGCAUCAGCGCUAAAUCUAUGCGGUGCUUAGAUCAAAAACGCCCGUCCUGCCACUAAAGCGCUCCCGCAGCUCACGCUCCCAGCCCAGGAAGCGGGCGCUUGUCGAGGGUGGUCCUUGCGCCACCGCCGCCUCCUCCUCAAAUUAAGCAGCCCAGAAGAGCCAGCGGCGCCUCGGUGGGCUUAUCGCUUGCGGACAGCCUUCGUCCUCAGCGCAGCGUUCGGCUUUGAGCUUUCUCCGGUUCUUUUCCCCCACAGCCACGCGCUGGGUAGAGGUACAGAGCCUUUGGGACCGCGGUUGAACACGGAGGCCCGCGGAUAUCCAAGCAAUAGCCUUGUUUUGAGAUGGAGGCGAAGCAAACUGCGGUAUCUGUAGGUAUUCUAGUUUUGUAUUCUUGCCCUAACAAGCCUAUUCUGUUUUUGGGUUUUUUUUUAUAUAUAUUUUUUAUAUGCAGCCUCUUUACACAACACUACUAACGUUUAACGCGUUUAUAAACGUGACUCUAAACGGCGUGGAGGUUCCGUGGUGUGGUUUUUGUUUUUUUUUUUUACAGGCUGGUAACAUCCAGGCGUUGUAUUUGGAUUUAAUCCCUGGCUCCGCGUGGAGCCUGACCUCUUGGCACUUCCACGGGACCCCCGCCCCGUGCUGUUUGCGCUGCUCUCGGUGCUGAGGGGGGGUUCUGCACGUAGGGAUUUUAAUGCUUUUACCAAAACACGUCUCCCCGCCGCUCCUCCGUCCCGCGGAGUUGCACACAAGCUCCUGCAGCUGCCUUAGCGCUGCCGGCGGCGGCUCUGAAACAAAUCCGGGAGGGUUGCGCCGCUUCCAGCGUCAAAGCCCGCGUCUGGAAAGCGGGACGUCCUGGCAGCGGGGGAGGGACGGGGGAAGGAAAAAGGAGAAGCUGAUGCUCUGCCACUUGGUUUCGGCAGCGCUGCUGGCCGUUUUUGGUCUCCUGAUCCCCUCGGAAGGCGGUAACGCCGUCCCGCGCGACCCUCCUGGCCUUCUCGCCUCGAGGGGCCGCGGCAAGCAGCGGCUGCGGCUCUCCGGCGCCCCUAAGAGCUUUGCAGGGAGUUCUUGGAGGGCUUUGGGGUUUGUCGCGGUCACCGCAGCCUCUCUGGGUGAGGACGCAGCUGCACAAUCUGCCUGGAAUCGAGCACGGCCGGCUCAGCCUCGGGGGUUUCGAUCUGACCCCCCGGCACCAGCGUCGUUGGCACCCAGGCGGGGCGAUUCUCCUUGCUCGGGCUCUGUAAUUAACGCCGACACGAUAAAUCGCCUUUCGCCGGCCGUCCCCCCCUCUCUCUGUCCGCCCUAGCGCUCAGUACACCGUUGCCUUUUGUACGUAUAGUUUUCUACAAUAAACCGAUAGAUUUUGGGGUA
Messenger RNA from Cygnus olor (mute swan), 3280 nucleotides. RefSeq names its product limb and CNS expressed 1 like (gene LIX1L). Gene Ontology annotation, biological process: autophagosome maturation. The record is from RefSeq and is a predicted model, not a curated record. Bases 60 to 1034 code for a protein of 324 amino acids. Gene Ontology annotation, cellular component: cytoplasm. The transcript is spliced from 6 exons. NCBI's taxonomy places the organism in Eukaryota, Metazoa, Chordata, Aves, Anseriformes, Anatidae.